Molecule: messenger RNA, 449 nt
Organism: Staurois parvus
Lineage: Eukaryota; Metazoa; Chordata; Amphibia; Anura; Ranidae
Source: the annotation of a GenBank genome assembly
UAUAUUGAUAAAAGUAUUGGGACACCCCCCCGGCAAAUCAUUGGAUUCAGGUGUUCCAAUCACCUGCAUGGCCACAGGUGUAAAAAAUCUACCACAUAGGCAUGCAGACUGCUUCUACAAACAUUUGUGAAACAAUGAGAUGCGCUCAGGAGCUCAGUGAAUUCAAGCGUGGUAAUGUGAUAGGUUGCCACCUGUGCAAUAAGUCCAUCCGUGAAAUUUCCUUGCUACUAAAUAUUCCGCGGUCAACUGUUAGUGGUAUUAUAACAAAGUGUAAGCAACUGGGAAUACCAGAAGCUCAGCCACGGAGUGGUAGGCCAUGUAAAAUGACAGAGCUGGGUAAGUGCAUGAUGGAGCGCACAGUGCACAGAAGUCGCCAACUGUCUGCCGAGUUAAUAACUAAAGACCUCCAAACUUCAUGUGGCCUUCAGAUUAGCACAACAACAGUGCGU